CCCACAACAUCCACACCAGUAAAAGAAAACACGCCAAAUUCUGGGUUAAAUACUCGUCUCGAAAUUCCUGCCUCGCCCGUAGUUUUUCAGCAAAAAAAGGGAGAAGUCGAUGUGACUGUAAAGAUAAACUGGCCGUCCAAAACUGCUGAGCGAAAACUCCCCUCUGAACUUGAGUCACUUGGCAAGAUGCUGUUAAGGGGUACAUACAAACAAAUAGCUAAUGCGGCGUGGAAAAGCUCUGAUCUAAAAAGAGAACUUAAGCAACUAAUGGUGAAAGAAAUUGAAAAUGAGGUGACUAAACUUUGUUCAAAGAAAACCCCAUCCUGUCUCAGAGCAACAGACAAGCAAAGCAUGCUGUCAUUUUCCAUGGAAAAUCUGUCAAAUGAGAUAAAAGACAGAGCACCACUUUUUCAUUCUGUUCUUGCAGCAGCAAGUAUUAACAAGAGAAGUAAAUCAACCAAAGAUAAACCAGAUUUUGCAGCUGUAGCAAUGGCAGCUUCGAUAUGUUUAAAGAACAGGUCAAGAUAUAUGACUGCCGUUCAGCUUUUGUUGACCAUAUUUCUUUAUCAUUCUAACUGGAUGAAUACACUUGCCCGGCUAUGUCCACUGAAAAUCACAACCAGUCAUACUUAUGUAUAUAAGAAGUUGGACGAGUUUGGAAAAGAUUACAACAAGGACAUCUUACAUUCGGUGAAAGAACAAGGGGAGUUUAUGGAACAACGAGCAGCCCAAAUAAACCCAGAUGCACAUGGUCAACAGAAUAACAGGUGUUUUACUCAAGAUGUUGGAAGAAAACUUGUGUUUGACAACAUUGACUAUCACCAAGAGGUUCACCGUAUGACAGAGGACCACCAAAAUGUAGACAAGCACUGUGUAACAGUAAUGGCAAUUGAAAACCGUGUUUCAGGGAAUCACCUUGGUGAAGAGCAGCCUAAGGAUGGGAUUCUUAAACUUCAGAAUGGUAAAUGUCUCCCAUCUUGUCGUGAUAAUCAAAAGCAACGUGAUAACUAUAUUGCUCUGGUGGGACGUGUUAUUUCUACCAAUAUAAAAAGUUUGGAAUUCUUAUCAGAUGCUGCUGUUCAUCAUAUUCCCCAUAUGUACACAAAAGAAAUGUGUAUGAAAUCAGAUUUGACAUUUCUUGGUAUGUUGCAUGAUAAUGAAAAUGACUCAGACGGAAUACUAGCUAUCCUGAAGUCUCUUCAAAAGUAUGUUCCAUGUUAUGGUGAAGACAAAGAUAAGCAAUAUGCUGGACAAGGGGUCGUUGGUGACCAAUUAAGUGUUGAGCGUGGGGUGAAUGGGCUUAGCUCAGUUGCAAAUGGAUUUACGCCAGAUGAAAGAAUUGAAGGCUUGCACUUUGAGAUUGCAGAUUGGCAUGCUGGGAACAAAUUUUUGGAGGUGGCUUUCUCUCAACUAUACAAUGUUGCAUCAGCUGGCGAUAAGUGUACCAUGUUUAGCGACAGAAACCUGGUGAAUAGGCGAAAUGUAAAGCAAGAUGUGACUGCAGCAGCCAAUGCUUGUAGAAGAUUUUUUGUCAUUGAAGUGGAAGCUCGAAUCAUUGCUGCAGCUAUGCAUCUUUUAGGAAUGCAGAAGAUUGAUGAAGAGCCAAGCAAACACAAGUUUUCAACAACUGCAAGUGCAAGUUUACAAGAGAGAAAAUCCUACUUGAAUAACAUUUCAUCACUUGUCAUUGAUGAAUUUGUUAUUGUCAAAGGCGUAACAGUGAUGUUGAAGAGUCAGUUAAUUCAAUCCAAGAAGAUCUACAAACAGAUAUCCAUGGCAGGUUCCCUUGCCGGGCUCCUGGCUGUACAAAAACAUUUGCUCAUGCUGGAAAGUUAA
Messenger RNA from Dendronephthya gigantea, 1836 nucleotides. RefSeq lists its product as uncharacterized. NCBI's taxonomy places the organism in Eukaryota, Metazoa, Cnidaria, Anthozoa, Malacalcyonacea, Nephtheidae. The record is from RefSeq and is a predicted model, not a curated record. Bases 187 to 1836 code for a protein of 549 amino acids. The transcript has 4 exons.